Jatropha curcas is the source of this 737-nucleotide messenger RNA. RefSeq names its product protein SRG1. The record is from RefSeq and is a predicted model, not a curated record. NCBI's taxonomy places the organism in Eukaryota, Viridiplantae, Streptophyta, Magnoliopsida, Malpighiales, Euphorbiaceae.
AACGAUCUAAAUGUUUCCAAAAAGAUCAUUUUUAAUCAGUCUGAACGCAUUCUGCUUAAGGUAGCUCCAGAAAAUAAACGAAGGAUUGAACGUUGGCCAUGCAAUCCUACAGAUUUCAGAGAGGUAUUAGACGAAUACUCAGCAAUAAUGAAGAGUACAUCACGAUUUCUUCUAAAGGCAAUGGCAAGAUCGCUGAAUUUAGAAAAGAAUUGCUUCUUGAAUGCGUGAGAUGAAGAAUUGAUAGGAGCGAGGUUUAAUUACUAUCCAGAAGCUGCAAGUUCAGACAUAGUUGUAGGAGCUGAAGCUGUUCGGAUGGAUCAGGAAUAUUCGGAUGGAUCAGGAAUAACAAUUCUCUUGCAGGAUAAAGAAGUGGAAGGGCUUCAGGUUCUGAAAGAUGGUCAGUGGUUCAGAGUUGCCAUACUGCCUGAUGCAUUAUUUGUCAAUGUCGGGGACCAGUUGCAGAUAAUAAGUAAUGGAAUCUUCAAGAGCCCAAUGCAUAGGGUAAUAGUGGAGUCAAAGAAGGAAAGAAUAUCAGUGGCAGCCUUUCACUUGCCCAAAUAUGAGGUAGAGAUCGGACCGGUUCAGAGCCUAAUGGAUGAAAAUAGACCUCAGCAAUAUAUGAGACUUAAGGAUUAUCGUGGAUUCUAUUAUGACAGCCUUUUUCAAGGAAUUGCACCGCUUGACUUGGUCAAACUUAAUCCAUGAAUUCUCCUAUUUUUAUAUGUUUUGUUCUAAUA